Electrophorus electricus (electric eel) is the source of this 4020-nucleotide messenger RNA. Lineage: Eukaryota; Metazoa; Chordata; Actinopteri; Gymnotiformes; Gymnotidae. The record is from RefSeq and is a predicted model, not a curated record.
AUGAGAGAGGAGCGGAAUACAGAAGCCCAACCUCCAGCUGAUCUUCAAGAGGUUAUUCCUGUGGGGCACCUCAACUUGGCCUUCAGUGGGGACGAGAAACGUCAGGAUGAGAAAGCGGAGAAGGUGCCAGAGGACGGCUCCGAGCCUACAUCAAAGGACAAGAAAAAGAAGUCUGUGCCAAAGGAGUCAGGGAAGUCAGUCGGCCUAUUCCAGCUGUUUCGGUAUGCCACCUGCCCAGAGGUUUUCAUGAUGCUGACUGGACUUCUGUGUUCUGCUAUUCACGGUGCUGCUCUGCCCAUCAUGUGUGUAGUGUUUGGGCGUAUGACUGACAGCUUUGUACAAAGUGGCCAACAGUUGAACUUCACAGGAAACGUCACCUUUAACUUUACACUGAAUUCCUGGGAUUGUGUAACUGCUCCCGGAGUUGAUAUUGAAGCUUCAAUGACCAAAUACGCUUAUUACUUUGUUGGGAUUGGUUUUGGAGUGUUGCUCUUUGGAACACUUCAGGUCAUGCUGUUUGUACUGACAGCUACUAAACAGACCAUGCGCAUCCGAGAAAAAUACUUCCAUGCCAUCCUCCACCAGCAGAUGGCGUGGUUUGACACGCAUCCCAUUGGACAACUCAGCACGCGACUGUCUGAUGACAUUAACACAAUCAACGAUGGCUUGGGAGACAAAAUCUGUAUAUUUGUGCAGUUCUUCUGUAGAUUUCUCACUGGUAUCAUCAUCGGAUUUGUCUUUGGCUGGAAACUAACACUGGUCAUUUUGGCAGUCAGUCCACUGCUGGCAGGAUCAGCUGCUGUGUGGUCUAAAAUUCUUGCCACCCUCACCAGUAAGGAGCUGUCAGCCUAUGCCAAAGCUGGAGCGGUAGCUGAGGAGGUACUUGUGGCCAUUAGGACGGUCGUGGCUUUCAACGGUCAACAGAAAGCUCUGCAAAAGUAUGAAACCAAUUUGGUGGAUGCAAAAAACUUUGGUGUGAAGAAAGCCAUUACUACGAACGUGUCCCUGGGACUAACGCAGUUCUUCUUAUUUGGAACAUAUGCUCUGGCAUUUUGGUAUGGCACAAAGCUCUCUGUGGAUGAACCAGAGAACUACUCCAUUGGAAGAGUCCUCACUGUCUUCUAUGCUGUGAUGAUUGGUUCAUUAUCUUUGGGUCAGGGAGCUCCCAACCUGGAGAGUAUUGCCAAGGCCCGUGGUGCUGCGUAUUCCAUCUACAAUACCAUCGACACGCCCCGUCCCAUUGACAGCAGUUCAAAGGAAGGCCUCAAACCAGACAGUGUUAAAGGUGACAUCGAAUUCAAGAACAUUUACUUCAAAUACCCAUCCAGAAAGGAUGUGAAGAUCCUGCAGGGAAUGAGUCUGAAAGUGUCCCAUGGAAAGACAGUUGCUCUGGUGGGAGCCAGUGGCUGUGGGAAGAGCACCACCAUUCAGCUGCUGCAGCGGUUUUAUGAUCCUGAUGCAGGGGAGGUGACACUGGAUGGUCGAGAUGUCCGCACUCUUAAUGUGCGAUGGUUGAGGGAAAACAUGGGCAUCGUGAGCCAGGAGCCGAUACUCUUUGGCACCACUAUUGCUGAGAACAUCCGUUAUGGCCGUGAGGAUGCCACUGACGAGGACAUCGAACGGGCCGUGAGGGAGGCCAAUGCCUACGACUUCAUCUCCAAACUACCAGAUAAGCUGAACACCAUGGUGGGGGAGCGGGGGGCUCAGCUGAGUGGUGGGCAGAAGCAGAGGAUUGCCAUCGCUCGGGCUCUGGUCAAAAACCCCAAGAUCCUCCUGUUGGAUGAAGCCACCUCAGCCCUGGACACACAGAGCGAAUCCAUUGUUCAGGCUGCUUUAGAUAAGGCAAGAGCAGGUCGCACAACCAUAGUGAUUGCACACCGGCUGUCCACCAUCCGCUCAGCUGAUGUGAUCGCAGGCUUCCAGGAGGGUCGAGUGGUGGAGCAGGGCACUCACAAAGAACUCAUGAUCAAGAAGGGAAUCUACUACUCACUCGUCAUGCAACAGACUGCUGGGGGUCCAGAAGCUAACCAAGAGGAGGAGGAGGAGGAGGAGGAGGAGGACGAAGACGAUGAUGAAGGGGAAACCUCUUCCGACACUGACGAUGCUGAUGACCUGGUGGAAGUGAAAAUAGAAAAUGGUGGUUUUGAGAGAAACUCAAUAAGGCGCAGCGUUGCUCUUCAAAGGAGAUCUUUAAAGAGGAAGUCAAAGAAAAAGAUCAAAAAGAGGUCCAAGGACAAAAAGGUACAAUGUGAAAAGGAAAUGGUUCCAGACGUCCCUUUUGGCAGGAUCCUGGCACUGAACAAGACCGAAUGGCCCUACCUGGUUGUGGGCACAGUGGCCAGCCUUGUGGGAGGAGCUGUCUACCCCUGUGUGGCCAUCCUCUUUUCCAAAAUCAUUGGUGUAUUUUCUGAACAUGACCCUGAAGUGAAGCGACAAAAGACACUGAUGUUCUCACUUCUGUUCCUCGUGAUUGGAGUUGUAUCGUUUUUCACCAACUUCCUCCAGGGCUAUAUGUUUGGUAAAUCUGGAGAAAUUUUAACAAUGAGGAUGAGGAGUCAGGCUUUCAAAGCCAUUUUGAGACAGGACAUUGGCUGGUUUGAUGACCACAACAAUGCAGUCGGAGUUUUAACCACUAAAUUGGCAACAGAUGCAUCACUUGUAAAAGGGGCAGCAGGAUCUAGACUGGGUUUGGCCACCAACACACUCUGUGCCCUGGGCAUUGCUGUGAUUGUUGCCUUCAUCUACUGCUGGCAACUCACCUUGCUCAUCCUCGCCUGUGUGCCCUUGCUCACUGGAGCACAUUAUGUCCAGAUGAGAGCCAUGAGAGGCCAUGCCUUUAAAGACUCAAGUGCACUGGAGAUGUCUGGCAAGAUAUCUACAGAAACUGUUGAGAAUAUCAGGACUGUUGUUGCCUUAACAAAGGAAGAUGUCUUUUUCGGCAAGUUUAAGGAGAGCCUCAGAAAACCAUAUCGGUCUGCCUUAUGUAAAGCACCCAUUUAUGGAAUCACCUUUGCCUUCUCGCAAGCAAUACCUUACUUUGUCAAUGCUUCAAUUUUCCGCUUCGGGUCCUGGCUGAUCGCGCACUGCUACACUGAAUUUGAGAAUGUUUACCUGGUCUUUUCUGUGAUCGUCUUCUCUGCCAUGAGCGUCGGACAGAGUUCCUCUUUGGCCCCAGACUUUGCCAAGGCCAAAGCAGCAGCUGGGCGGAUUUUGAACCUCCUUGCAAAAAUACCUGUGAUUGACAUCUACAGUGAAGCAGGAGCCAAACCAACGAACUUUGUGGGAGACAUAGAGUUCCGCGACGUGCAUUUCUCAUAUCCAACUCGUCCAAAUGUGAAGAUUCUGCAGGGCCUAAAUGUAUCGGUGGCUCAAGGGCAGACACUGGCACUGGUGGGCGGCAGUGGCUGUGGGAAAAGCACCUCCAUCCAGUUGCUGGAACGCUUCUACAACCCUGCCAGUGGACAAGUGUUUGCAGACAGGGCAGACACACUCAGUCUGAACCUGGCCUGGUUGCGCUCUCAGCUGGGCCUGGUCUCUCAGGAGCCCAUCCUGUUCGACUGUAGCAUCGCAGAGAAUAUCCAGUAUGGAGAUAACAGUCGUGUGGUCAGUCAGCAAGAGGUUGAAGAGGCUGCAAGAAAUGCCAAUAUCCAUGACUUUAUUCUCAACUUGCCUGAGAAAUACAGCACACGUGUGGGGGAUAAAGGCACUCAGUUGUCUGGAGGGCAGAAACAGAGAAUAGCCAUUGCUCGAGCUCUGGUCCGCAAGCCCAAAGUGUUAUUGCUGGAUGAAGCCACUUCAGCCCUGGACACGGAGAGUGAGAAGAUUGUGCAGAAAGCGCUGGAUGCUGCUCGACAGGGUCGCACCUGCAUCGUCAUUGCCCACCGCUUGACCACCAUUCAGAACGCUGACAUCAUUGCGGUCAUUCAGAACGGCCAGGUGGCCGAGCAGGGCACACACAGCCAGCUAAUGGCCAAACAAGGCGUGUACUAUGCCCUUGUGAAUGCUCAGGUCUCCCACUAA